GCGCGUUUCCCGGUGUGAACAUCACAAAUAUAGGUUAGGCAUUGUUGAGAAGUAGAACAUCAUUUUCUUUUUAAGUUUAUUCCUAAUUUUAUAUAGUUUUUCUCGUUAAUUCAACGAAUAUGAAGUGCUCUAUUCCUGAAAUUUCGUGGCAUAAUCGGGACCCAGUGUUAAGUGUCGACGUGCAGAUUGGAAACUUUAAAAAUUCUGCACAAGAUUCUUAUUGGAGAAUUGUCACUGCAGGAGCCGAUUCUCAUGUCUUGAUUUGGCAUUUAUUAGUAAAUGACACUGGUGGAGCGACAGUUUCAUGUGUAGCAGAUUUGGAACGCCAUCAAAAAGCAGUAAACGUUGUACGUUUUUCACCUUCUGCUGAAAUUCUAGCCUCUGGUGACGAUGAAUCUGUAAUUAUAUUAUGGAAACAACGAGAAGAGUCUGAUCUCCCUAUGUUUCUUGGAGAGGAAAAUACUAAUAAAGAACAAUGGACAUCGUGGAAAGUUUUGAAAGGUCACCUCGAAGACAUAUACGACAUAUGUUGGUCUCCGGAUUCAAAUUCCCUUGUAUCGGGUUCCGUUGAUAAUACUGCCAUUUUGUGGGACGUACAGAAGGGACGAAGUACUAGCAUUUUAACUGAUUAUAAAGGAUUUGUUCAAGGUGUUGCAUGGGAUCCUUGCAAUCAGUAUGUUUGCACGUUGAGUACCGAUAGACAGUGUCGAUUAGUCGAUCUGAGUACGAAGAAAACCGUUCAGCGCGUAACUAAGGCAAAAAUACCGACACCUCCUGGACAUCCUCUUGAAGGAAAAAUGGUUCGUUUAUUUUAUGAUGACACAUUCAAGUCAUUUUUCCGCCGAUUAACUUUUACACCGGAUGGAUCGCUCAUUAUUGCUCCCUCUGGAAUUAUCGAGCCACAAGAAUCCGCGGACAGAAUCUCCAAUGCAACCAUCGUAUUUUCUAGGCACAAUCUCAAAGAGCCAAUUAUGAUUUUGCCAUCUUUGGAUGAAUCAACAAUCGCCGUUCGCUGCUGUCCUUUGUAUUUCGAAUUACGAGAGAUUGGACCCACUUCUGUGAUUCCGCUGCCAUACAGAAUGGUUUUUGCUGUGGCCACUCAACGAUCUGUUUACCUUUACGAUACACAGCAAAUUUCACCCAUAGCAGUCAUUUCCAACAUCCAUUACACGAGACUUACAGACGUUGCUUGGUCUUCAGAUGGAAAGAUUCUAAUCGUAUCAUCGACAGACGGUUAUUGUUCCAUAAUCCAGUUUCAGGACGGCGAAUUAGGAGAAAUUUACAAAGCACAAACACCUCCAGUCUCGAAAAAUGUAGAAAAACAAGUCAAAGAAUCUUCAAAUCACACAACCCCUACGAAACCUGCAACUCCGGCUCCCUUUAUUGAUCUAGAUAAUGAUGCAAUGGACGUAGACAUCAGCAAAUGUGAUCAGCUUCCAGCCCCGCCUGUCGAUAGGCACAAAUCUGAUGUGCCUGUAGAUUCUAAAUCAAGCAAGAAGGUAGAAACUGACGAUAAAAAAUUGGAAAAAGUUAAUGGCCAGGAUAAAACUAGCGACGCAAAAGUUAAUGGAAACGAUAUAUGUGAGGAUACUGAAGAUAUAAAAUUGGUAUACGAAGAAAGUAAUGCCGAGAGUGCAAAGACAAGCAGUAAACAUACACCGAAAAAAACUGAAUUACCUACCGUGAAAACGCCCCGCAGGGUGCAGUUAAUAACUCUUUCAAGUCCUAAGCAUUCUAAUAAGAAAGAGUAAUUAUUCUAGGUUUCAGAAUCAUUUUUAUAAUGCUAAAUUCAAUUUAAAAAAUUAUGAAAAACUUGGACUUUUUUGGCAUUUAUGCCUUUUCAAGCUGCCUUUUUUAUUACUCGCAAUUGAAACAUUUCAAUUCUAUCACAAGCAAUGAUUUAACAAUCAUUUAAUUGUAAAAAGUAGUUUUAGACAAUAUUAGUGUAUUGUAGCUUUAUAUUUUUGUAUUCUGGAUUCGUUGAUAGAUAGUUUAGUAAGUCCUAAGUGCCUACAAUGAUAGAUUUGAGAUUUUCUAGUUUUCAAAAUGUAUACAUUUAUCCGUUAAAAGCGUGUUUUAUCAACAAAAAUACGACCUUAUACAAUGGCCUUGGCAUUAAGUUAUUAUAUGUACAUAAAACUCAGACACUUCUUCAAAAAAUGUAAAUAUCAGAAAAGGAAAUAAAAUUGAUUCGCAAAGCUACCUACAUCA
This is a messenger RNA of Belonocnema kinseyi, 2211 nucleotides long. RefSeq names its product chromatin assembly factor 1 subunit B (gene Caf1-105). The coding region runs from base 120 to 1751 and encodes 543 amino acids. The transcript has 6 exons. NCBI's taxonomy places the organism in Eukaryota, Metazoa, Arthropoda, Insecta, Hymenoptera, Cynipidae. The record is from RefSeq and is a predicted model, not a curated record. Gene Ontology annotation, biological process: DNA replication-dependent chromatin assembly; nucleosome assembly. Gene Ontology annotation, cellular component: nucleus; CAF-1 complex. Gene Ontology annotation, molecular function: protein binding.